Molecule: messenger RNA, 990 nt
Organism: Rotaria sp. Silwood2
Lineage: Eukaryota; Metazoa; Rotifera; Eurotatoria; Philodinida; Philodinidae
Source: the annotation of a GenBank genome assembly
AUGGAUAUACGUUCAUGUGAAUUAAAAAUUCAUAUUUAUACUGUUGCACCUCAUUAUUGUACUAAAGAUAAAGAUCAAAUUGAAUAUACUCGAGAAUGUGGUUAUGAUGAACCAUUACUUGAUUUAAAAUUAGAUCUUCAUAUUGAAUGUGAUACUAUGGAACGAUGUCCAAUAAAUAGUUAUUGUAAUAAACAAACAAAUCGAUGUUGUGUUAAAGUUCUGACUGCUAUUUUCCCAUAUCGAAUGUGUUUAUCAGAUAGACAUUGUGGUCAAAAUAUGAUUUGUACAAAUGGUCUUUGUCAAUGUGCAAGAAAUGAUUUGAUACCAGCAAAGAAAAGAAGGGAAUGCAUUCUUCUUCCACAUUUAUCUAUUAAUUCAAGUUGUAUUACUUCACCAUUUGGAUGUUGUAACGAUAAUUUUACUAUUUCGCCUACUUCUGAUCGCCGAGGAUGUCCCGGUAUACUGAGUUUUUAUGGAUAGCACGAAUUUCGCCGUACUGACUUUUGCAGUAGACUUUCGGCAAAAUGCUUCAAAUUGUUUUGUAACGGAGCAUACAUUUGCUAAAAUCAAAUAUUCGAUACAGACUAUAGAUAUGUGAAACUAAGACGUUUUUAGUCUCGAUCCUAUCUCGACAAUUUCUUUUCUAGUGAUCCUGGUGAUUUUGAUUUUUUUUUAGAUCUCGACCUAGAGAAAAAUAUUCCAGAAUUUCUUCGUUUUACAUCUAAAAUAAUUCUUCAAGAUUUGUCUUUUUGUUUUGUUCAAUCGUUUGGAGACAGUAGUACAUAUUUUGUAUCACCUAUUUUCCUUCCAGUAAAGAUAAUGUCUGCUCACCUUUAAACUAUUAUGACCUAUAAUGUAAUAUAAUCGCCUCAUCUACCAUAUCAUUUGUAUCUUUUCUUUCUUCAUCCCUUUCUGCUAAUAUACAUCGGCGUCAUGAUCUCACCCCACCUCACCGCCGCCCCCCGGUGUACGCUCCCCUUCUCGUGCGGC